UGGCCAAGAACAAUGGCGGAAGUGAGGAACAAGCAGGUGAUACUGAAGGACUACGUGAGAGGGUUUCCAAAGGAAUCGGACAUGAUUGUUACAUCUUCCAAUCUGAAGCUGAAGCUUCCAGAAGGUUCCAAAGGGGUUUUAGUGAAGAACCUCUACUUAUCCUGCGAUCCCUACAUGCGCACCCGCAUGAGCUACCACGACACUUCUGCUUCUUAUGUCGAUUCCUUCAAACCUGCCUCUCCUAUAAGCGGGCAUGGAGUGAGUAAAGUGUUGGAAUCAGGGGAUCCAAACUUAAAGGAAGGGGACUUGGUUUGGGGGAUGACAGGGUGGGAAGAAUACAGCAUUCUGAAUGCGACACAGGGUCUCUUCAAGAUUCAUCAUACUGAUGUUCCUCUCUCUUACUAUACCGGUAUUCUUGGUAUGCCUGGCAUGACUGCUUAUGCCGGUUUCUAUGAGCUUGCCUCUCCUAAGAAAGGAGAAUAUGUCUAUGUUUCUGCCGCAUCUGGUGCGGUUGGUCAGCUUGUUGGCCAGUUUGCCAAGUUGGUGGGUUGCUAUGCGGUUGGCAGUGCCGGAAGCAAAGAAAAGGUGGAUUUGUUGAAGGACAAAUUCGGGUUUGACGAUGCUUUCAACUAUAAAGAAGAGCCUGAGUUGGAUGCAGCUUUGAAAAGGUAUUUCCCGGAAGGCAUAGACAUUUACUUUGAGAAUGUUGGGGGGAAAAUGCUUGAUGCUGUGCUGCUGAACUUGAGGGACCAUGCCCGAAUUCCGUUGUGUGGAAUGAUCUCGCAGUACAACCUUGAGAAGCCAGAAGGGGUACACAACUUAAUGCAGCUCAUUUUAAGAAACGCUCGCAUGGAAGGUUUCGUGGUUGGUGAGUACUAUCACCUCUACCCGAAGUUUCUUGAAUUUAUUCUGCCUCACAUUAGACAAGGCAACAUUCAGUAUGUGGAGGACAUAGCUGAAGGCCUGGAGAGUGGCCCCGCUGCUCUCAUUGGUCUCUUCUCCGGUCGCAAUGUCGGAAAACAGGUUGUUGUGGUUUCGCGUGAGUGAUCACGUCUCCCUUACUCCAACACCUCUUGAAAAUAGACUUUCUACUCUAAGAAUUAUGGCUAUAACUCGUAAUAAGAUAGUCUGUCUAAUGUGUUGUUGCUCCAGAGCGUUUUACAAGUGUACGUGUUUUUGUAAACAUUCGAAUAAAAAGGAAUCGUCUUCUGCGAUCUGUAUAAUAUGGCAUUAGUCUAAGACCAAAAUGGUGAAUUCAGAGCUG
Molecule: messenger RNA, 1264 nt
Organism: Morus notabilis
Lineage: Eukaryota; Viridiplantae; Streptophyta; Magnoliopsida; Rosales; Moraceae
Product: 2-alkenal reductase (NADP(+)-dependent)
Exons: 5
Coding region: 13-1047 (344 amino acids)
Molecular function (GO): 2-alkenal reductase [NAD(P)H] activity
Source: RefSeq, a predicted model, not a curated record